CAUGACACAGAGAAUAGACACAUUACCAAACAGGAAGUUAAGUUUGACAGUUCGGUCGCAGAGUGAGUCAAAAUCAACUGGUUGUUUUGUUAAUACUAUCACGAUAUUAAUGUGCAUUUGAUGUGUUUACAAAUAUAUGUUGAAGCUUACGAAUAAAGAAUAAAAAUGUCGGGAUUUUUGGAUAACUGCCACCUGCCAAAUUGUGAAUGUAUUGAGCUUGGAGAACGUAGGAAUAUGGUUGCAUCUAUCAUUUCUGGAUUGCUGUUCUUCAGUGGAUGGUGGAUUGUGAUAGAUGCUGCAGUGAUGUACCCAGAUCAGAGUGAUUUUCAUCAUGCCUGCCAUACAUGUGGAGCUAUAGGAACGGUAGCUUUCUUUUUAAUAAAUUCAGUGUCCAGCGGACAGAUACGAGGUGAUUCUUACAGUACAGGGUGCCUGGGUCAAAAUGCUGCACGUGUUUGGUUAUUUUUGGGAUUCCUGCUUGGAUUUGGAGCUCUCAUUGCAGCCUCUUGGAUCUUGUUUGGUGUCUAUGUUGUUCCUGGGGACAAACCAGAAUGGCCAGGCAUUGCAACAUUUCUUCAAAAUGCACUGAUAUUUUUCAGUGCGAUGGUGUUUAAAUUUGGCCGGGCUGAGGACCUCUGGGAAUAGCAAUCCUUCUACUAACAGCUAGCCUCUUGUUCUACAUAUUCACUGAUAUUCAAGUUUGGAAGGACAGAGGAUUUGUGGCAGUAGAAGGCUGGAUUAAGAUAUCAUCUGUGUUGUGCUGUAUCAUGAUAUCAUCCGUGUUAAGUUGUACCUGAAUAAUAUCCUCAUUGUUUUAAUGUCCAGAUCUGAGUUGCUUGAAUUAGGUGACUGAUUUGCACUAUAGUGAAGUAUAUGACCGUAAUUUGGUAAAAUAGUUUGAAAUGGUAAAUUCAUUUGUAUAUGUUCAUUACAUGAGGUAACUUAGGAUUACUGUAGUUCAGAUAUAUGUUGAAGUUUUGUUAGAGUUUCUGUAUGAAACACAUGCUGGUGCACAUUGAGGUCCGUUUGUCUGUUCAACUGUAUCCUUGACAAUGAGUAUUAUGUUUAUAUUUAUGUAAGAUGACAUAGAUGUUUAGCAGUUUCAGCUUACUUUUGUUUCAAAAAUAUAUGUGUAUAUUCUUAUAUCUGUAUUAUGAGCUUGCAAUGUCUUUAAGUGGUUGAACUUUGAAAGCUUAUGUUGCACAUAAUGCAAAGUACGACUUUUUUAAACCAUAGCAAUGUAAAGAUAAUAUCAAAAGUGCUAUAUAUAAGUAUUGUUUGUUGAUAUUUUAUGAGUGUUAUGUAAGGUACAGCUAAAUCCUUAAAUGAGCCAUGCCAUGAGAAAACCAACAUAGUGGGUUGGCGACCAGCAAGGAUCCAGACCAGCCUGUGCAUCCGCGCAGUCUCGUCAGGAUCCUUGCUGUUCGCUAACAGUUUCUGUAAUUGCUAUAGGCUCUGAAAGCGAAUAGCAUGAAUCCUGACCAGACUGCGCGGAUGCGCAGGCUGGUCUGGAUCCAUGCUGGUCGCAAACACACUAUGUUGGUUUUCUCAUGGCACGGCUCAAAUACUGUAUAAAAUUUUACUGUGUUGCAAAGGCACAUGAAGGCAGUAGAUAAAUACACAGAACUCACUUAAUCUGUUUUUUUUCCUGCUUAUUUACAAAUAGUUACAAAACUGAAGAACUUUCUAAAUUAAAGAAAAAUAUAAAUAAAAUCUAAAAGUAUGAAAUUUGUUCAGUAAUUUAUAAAUGGUUGCUAACAGGAGGUAUAAUAGUCAUGUAAAUACACAGUGCAAGCAUAGAGUGUAAGUGGUGUCACAAUAUUAUAAAUGAAUAUUUGAGUGCAAAAUUAUGAUAUAUUCAUUCGAUUCUCUGUUAUUUUUCUACUGUUUUUUCCCCGUAUUUUUUCUUUAUUUGUAUGUAUGAAUCGAUAGAAUGGUUUGUUUAAAAUAAUUGCGUUGUUCAUGAGUAAAACUUAUUGAAUGUGACCUAUACAAAAAGAGUUACCUUGCAGAAUGACCUGUUAAGAUUUAUUGAGAAUUGAUUAAAUCCCGGUUAUUCUGACAGUGAUGUAUUAAGGAGUGACAUGUUUAAAGGAAGGAAAAGAGGUACUGUACAAACAGAUAAUCCUGCGGGCAUAUCUAUUCUUUAACCCUUACCAUGCUGAACAUGAUUGAUUCUGCCUUUGCAACCAGUGUAGAUCAUGAUCAGCCUGCACAUCCAUGCAGUCUGAUCAUGAUCUGCACUGUUCGCUGUUCAGCCAGUAUCUUUUUGGUAAGCACCCCUUUUAACAGUUAAUGAUACUGUCAAAAUUGGAAGAUGGACUAGUUCAUUACAGAAAGCAGGGUAAGGGUUAAAAUAGAAGUAAGUUUAAACAAGGUUUUAAUCUUCGUAAUACAUCACUAAGAAUAUACUAGUUACUAGUACUAGUAAUGUGACUGGUCUGUGAUGCAGUUAGCCUGUCGUUAGCCUGUCAUUUCAUAUGAAUAUUUGAUAUCGAGAAUUAACCUGUAAAAUUACACAGUUGUUUAGAACACAUUUUAGGUUUUAUGUAUCUUUAUUAUGUUGUUGAUAUUGUUUUCCUUUUAUUAGAAAAUAAAAAUAUGGAGAAAUGUGA
Mercenaria mercenaria is the source of this 2615-nucleotide messenger RNA. Its product is annotated as transmembrane protein 50B-like. Gene Ontology annotation, biological process: protein targeting to vacuole; late endosome to vacuole transport via multivesicular body sorting pathway. NCBI's taxonomy places the organism in Eukaryota, Metazoa, Mollusca, Bivalvia, Venerida, Veneridae. The transcript has 8 exons. The record is from RefSeq and is a predicted model, not a curated record. The coding region runs from base 166 to 645 and encodes 159 amino acids.